AUGCUUCCCCCGCCGCCUGCCACCAAAGUCGACACCACCGCCAAUACAAGCACCGGCAUCACCGACGAUUCGCUGUAUCUUCUGCUGGCGCUGCUGGCCCCCUAUGUCGAUCCCGCAACCUGGACUCGGCUGUCCUCGGUCUCGCGUUCCUGGCGAGCCAUGCUUGCCAAUCCGGCCAACUGGCGCAUCCAGUUCCAAGCCUUCUUUCGCCUUCCUCCACGGAUCUUCCGGGCCGACCACCACCAAGUCGUCGUCGCUGCACACGCCUUCCUGACCCGCACUCGUCCUCAGCCCUAUCCAUGCGAGUCUUAUCUCUGGGGCGUCAUCCACCCCGGCGCGCUGCUGGAUCGUCUGCGUGAGAUGUGUCUCGCGAAUGCCCUGGCUCUCUUCCAUCGCUGGGAAUUCGCCCGGCAUGUUCCAAGGCCCAGCUCGAAUCGCCUGGAGAACUGGAUCUUUGCGGGUUCGCUGCCGGACAUGGUCGGCCUCGUCGGGAUGUUCGCCUAUGAGAUCGACCACAGCGGCGGCAGCGUGCUCAAGCUGCCCGAGACUGUGUGUUUCUGGAAGCCCAAGUGCAUCCGCAUUGACUCGGAGCAGCUGCACGAUCUGCCGCGAUCCUUUGGCUGUCUUUUGGCCUCGCUCGAGAAGCUUGAGAUCCGGAACGCCCAUGUCACCGAGCUCCCGCCCUCGUUUGCUGGUCCAGACGAUAUCGACGCCUCCGCUGCCAUCGUUUCCGGUGGCUCGCCCGCCCACCAUCGACCGCUCCAAGUCCUGGAUCUGUCGAGGUGCAGCUCUCUGCGUUCGGUCGAGCAUCUCGGCCAUCUGCCGAGCCUCACCGAUCUCAACCUCACCAACUGCUCCUCGCUCGAAUCCCUCGAGGUCAUUAGCCUCUGGCCCAGCCUCUCGUACGUCGAUCUGGAUGGAUGCACUCAACUCACCACCUUGGGGCCGCUGGAGGGCCUGUCGAGCCUGAGCUGGCUCGACCUCAACGAGUGCUCCUCCCUCGCGUCGGUUGGGUCGCUGGCCUGCUCAUCCAGCCUCACCUUUCUGAAUUUCAACGGCUGCUCGGCCCUGCGCUCCGUGGGACGGCUGGGCGAGAUGCCGUCGCUGGCUUCUGUCAACCUUAGCGGGUGCACUGCUCUCGAGUCGCUUUCAUUCCUGGAGGAUCUGGUGGCACUGGAAUCGCUGUAUCUCAGCAACUGCUCUGCGCUCGCCUCGAUCGAGCCACUGGCCCGAUUGAAUCGUCUCAUCCACCUCAACCUCGACGGCUGCUCGGCGCUGGCGUCCCUGGAGCCUCUCAGAGGCUGUUCUUUGCUGGCCGAGCUCUCGCUCACAGGAUGCUCGGGUCUGUCGGCGCUGAGCCCUAUAGCCCGGCUCCCGGGCAUGCGCACGCUCUUUGUGUGUGCAAGAUCGCCGAUUCCAUCGGAGGAGUGUCUCAUUCAGGAAGCUCAAGACGGACGCAGCCAAUGCGGUCUGCUGCCCCUGGUGAUCAAAUACUGCACAAACCACUUGCACAAGCGCAACCCGCCAGCUUAG
Polychytrium aggregatum is the source of this 1533-nucleotide messenger RNA. RefSeq lists its product as uncharacterized. Gene Ontology annotation, molecular function: protein binding. The record is from RefSeq and is a predicted model, not a curated record. The transcript has a single exon. Bases 1 to 1533 code for a protein of 510 amino acids. Lineage: Eukaryota; Fungi; Chytridiomycota; Chytridiomycetes; Polychytriales.